AUGGCAACUAUAGCUCCAGAUCUCAAUAUCCCUCCAUCCUCCAACAUCGUAAACGUGUCAAUCAUAGACACAACAAGUUCCAUCCUAGGAGUCGAAGCCUGGAAAUUUCUCGAGCCACCUAUCAAAGGCCACGACCAUCUCGCAACACCAGCAUUUUCCUUCCUAAUUCACCACCCAAUAUUAAACAGAUCCAUAAUCUUCGAUCUGGGAAUCCGACACGACUGGUGGAAUCACACCCCCUUCCUCCAAGAUCGAUUUAAAAAAGGAGGAUACAAAAUUUCCGUGGAGAAGAGCGUACGAAAGAUUCUCGAAGAGCACGGCGUGGAUGUAAGCGGGAUCGAGGCUGUAGUCUGGAGUCACCAUCAUUUCGAUCACACAGGCGCUCCCGAAGAAUUCAACAGCUCGACAGCUCUGAUUGUUGGACCGGGUUUCAAGAAUGCCAUGUUACCUGGCUAUCCCACGAACCCUCAGAGUACCAUUCUCGAAGCCAAUUAUGCGGGCCGGGAUCUUAUUGAACUGGAAUUUUCUCAGGGGCUCCAGAUUGGCAAGAUGAAUGCAAUCGAUUACUUCGGAGAUGGUUCUUUUUAUUUCCUGGAUAGUCCGGGACAUGCCAUUGGUCACAUUUGUGCUCUUGCGCGAGUCACCUCGCAUCCUCCUAGUUUCAUACUCAUGGGCGGCGAUGCCGUACAUCACGGAGGGGAAUUGCGACCCUCGAGGUACCUUCCAAUCCCAAAGGAGAUCUCGCCACAUCCUUUUACUUCUCUGGCACAAUCGGUCUGUCCGGGGCAUAUGUUCGAUUGCAUUCUUCGAGAURGGGAUCCUUCCAAGACGAUCUAUGAACCUGCUAGACAGACUCAAGUACAGAUGAAUUAUGACGUUGAUGAGGCUAUACGGACUAUUGAGAAACUGCAAGAAGCUGAUGUCAGGGAUGAUAUUUUCUUUGUCGCUGCUCAUGAUGCCUCUCUUCUCGAUGUCGUUGACUUCUUCCCGAAGAAAGCCAAUGAUUUCAUGAAGUAUGGUUGGGUUCAGGAGGCGCGCUGGCGAUUCCUGAUGGACUUUGCGGAGGCUGUGGGGUAUGAAGGGGUUGUAAAGGGGAAGCGAGAGUGGUCUGCAGCGACGAAGUAG
This is a messenger RNA of Ramularia collo-cygni, 1125 nucleotides long. RefSeq lists its product as uncharacterized. NCBI's taxonomy places the organism in Eukaryota, Fungi, Ascomycota, Dothideomycetes, Mycosphaerellales, Mycosphaerellaceae. The record is from RefSeq and is a predicted model, not a curated record. The transcript has a single exon. Bases 1 to 1125 code for a protein of 374 amino acids.